AUGGAUCAGUCGGGGGACGCCCAGGCAUCCAACGCUCCAGCAACCGCCGUCGAAGAGUCGACGAACGGGAUUAUCACCAAACGUCGUUGGAGACGGAAUCGCAUCGCAUGCGACUCCUGCCAUUUGCGCCGCGUUCGUUGCGACCGCGCCUUCCCAUGUUCACGCUGUUUGCGCAGCGAUAUUCGCUGCGAAUUCACGCGCGAACGUAGGAAGAGAGGCCGCAUCGCCCGAUCCCGACUGACAGAGACCAAGCUGGUGGCGGAGCGACCGACUCGACCUGCCGAUGAACAACCUGCGCUUCCGGUGGUAUCGGAGACAGCUGCCUCUUCAGCCCGAAGAGACUCUCAUGUCUCACUCUCACAACACAAAUCCCCUUCCACAAACGCUGCCUCAGCUCCGAGUAUCGACGAGCGACGCUCCCAGACAGAUGCUCCGCUCCCGUCCCGCAGAUCAAGACCUGGUGAAAAUCCGAUGGAAGAAUGGCUGUCUGCGACACAUGUUUCGCCUGGGUCGUACGAACCUUUGGGAGGGCUGGGGCUGGGUGAGGGGCCUUUCCCACGGAUGUUUGACAUUUGGCACGGGGUCGAGCUAGCCGGCUAUAGCGACCCAACUUCGACGGCUUCCAAAGCCACCGGGAUCGGGCAGCCGCCGGGGAACUCCGUCGCAGCGUUGAAAUAUCCAGUCCUUAUGCCUCUCAUACCCUUCCUCGAGGGAAAUCUGCCUCGCAAACUCGUGUUCGAUCUUCUUGAAUUGUAUUUCACCAGCGCUUUCUCCACCCAUAUGCAUCCGGUCUGCCAUCACAUCCAUUGCUAUGUUCUACGCAAGGCCUCCUUUUUCAGUCGGGAGGCACCUCGCCCGAGCAGUCCUGCUCUGUUGGCCAGCAUGCUCUGGGUUGCUGCGCUGGAUGAUCGUGCCUUUGCGUUGCCUAUAUCUCCGCCCCAGCGCAAGAAAAUAUGCCAGUUUCUGUGCGCUCUGACUAUCAGACUACUCCGUCCCCUGAUCCACGUUUCUUUCAAGGAUGCAGACGGCGCAACCGCGAGUGAGUCCGCAUAUGCCGGUCUUGGACCGGAGGGUCCGCCAACGACCGUGCAUCAUCCGUUCGAAGUCGGAGGAGAUGAUAGGGGCCUUGUUGGUCCGGCAGGUUCACUAGACGAUGUUAUUACCUACAUUCAUGUGGCUUCAAUAAUUUCAUCCAGUGAGCAGAAAGCAGCGAGCAUGAGAUGGUGGCAUGCCGCAUUUACGUUAGCGCGAGAGCUCAAGCUGAAUCAGGAGAUCGAGAUAGUCCCCAAUGAGGAUAGCCAUCAUACGGACGGUUCCAGUCCGUCGUUCGAUUAUUCAUUAGCGGGUUGGAGUGGCGUCGACACGGGCCCCUUUUUCGAUUACUCCAACCCUACUCGGCCAAGCCUGAAUUGCGUAUGCGAUCGUAGCCAUGAUGUACGCACCGCAAUUACCGAGGAGCAUCGCGAAGAGCGGCGACGGACAUGGUGGCUACUAUACAUCAUGGACCGUCACCUUGCCCUCUGCUACAACCGUCCGCUAGCAUUGCUUGACGCGGAGAGCGAGGAUUUACUUUUGCCAUUGGAUGAAGGGUCGUGGCAAGCAGGCAAUAUUCACAGCAACAGCCCCAAGGCCGACGGACCACAGUGCCUUUCGUCGGGUGAGAAGAGCAAGCGUCGCGUAUUCCCCAAUUUUGUUUGCCACGAUCACUCCAUCUUCGGCUUUUUCCUUCCCCUAAUGACUAUCACUGGGGAAUUAAUAGAUUUGAAUCAAGCGCGGAAUCAUCCAAUGCUUGGAACGCGGUUUAAUGGGAAAGAUGCCUGGGAUAGCCAUGUCAAUGAGGUUCUACGGCAGCUUGAUGUCUACAAAGCGAGCCUGACGACCUUUGCGGCUAUCGCCUCCGAUCCGGACGGUCCCUUGCCUGGAGCUUUUCCUCCCAAGCCCGACCCGCAACCAGCCGAAGCCUCGCUUGCGCAGGCCUAUUCGUGGCAUACGCAGACGGUGAUUUCCUACGCCUCGUAUCUGGUUCAUGUGCUCCAUAUUUUGCUUGUAGGCAAAUGGGACCCGGUGUCGCUUAUUGAAGACAAGGACUUUUGGACUUCUUCCCCUGCAUUUGCGUCCACCAUCUCGCACGCAUUAGAGGCUGCGGAUUCGGUGGAUCACAUCCUACGUUAUGACCCCGAUAUCAGUUUUAUCCCGUAUUUCUUCGGAAUCCAGCUCCUCCAAGGGAGUUUUCUUCUCCUGCUGAUUGUGGAGCGGUUGCAAAAGGAGGCGGGGGACGGGAUUCUGAAUGCGUGCGAGGUGAUGAUCCGUGCCACGGAAUCCUGUGUUGUCACACUGAACACUGAGUACCAGCGAAAUUUCCGCCAGGUCAUGCGGAGUGCGGUGGCCCAGGCGCGUGGGCGGCCAGUUAAUUACAGCGAGAUUCGACACCGACGCAAAGCUGUGCUAGCGCUGUACCGAUGGACGCGGAAGGGCACGGGGCUGGCUCUGUGA
This is a messenger RNA of Aspergillus saccharolyticus JOP 1030-1, 2493 nucleotides long. Its product is annotated as Zn(II)2Cys6 transcription factor. NCBI's taxonomy places the organism in Eukaryota, Fungi, Ascomycota, Eurotiomycetes, Eurotiales, Aspergillaceae. The transcript has 2 exons. Gene Ontology annotation, molecular function: DNA-binding transcription factor activity, RNA polymerase II-specific; zinc ion binding; DNA binding. The record is from RefSeq and is a predicted model, not a curated record. The coding region runs from base 1 to 2493 and encodes 830 amino acids. Gene Ontology annotation, biological process: DNA-templated transcription; regulation of DNA-templated transcription.